Molecule: messenger RNA, 2918 nt
Organism: Nematolebias whitei (Rio pearlfish)
Lineage: Eukaryota; Metazoa; Chordata; Actinopteri; Cyprinodontiformes; Rivulidae
Gene: cactin
Product: cactin
Exons: 10
Coding region: 40-2634 (864 amino acids)
Biological process (GO): negative regulation of innate immune response; mRNA cis splicing, via spliceosome
Cellular component (GO): spliceosomal complex; cytoplasm
Molecular function (GO): protein binding
Source: RefSeq, a predicted model, not a curated record
CACACAUCUGAAGAGACCCCUCAAGGCAGAAAGUUCGUGAUGGGUUCGAAAUCUCGACGCAGAUCCCGUUCUAAGUCCAGAAGUCGGAGUCGAGACCGGCGGAACAAGACCAGAGUGAGCAGGUCGCGAUCUCCAGAGGAGAGGAGAGGUCGCAGUCGGUCUCCGGGCUCUAAAAGACCAGGCCGAGGUCGCGGCAGAUCCAGCAGCGGGGCCUCGAACCAUGGCUCUCCCGUUCGACCUCAAUACAGGGACCGAUCUGGGUCCAGCAGCGUCUCGGAUGGUGACAAGAAGAGCCAACGAGCACACCGUCAGAUCAGCAAAUCAAAGGAUCGGUCAACCAGUCCAGAUUCAGAUAAUUCCAAUAGAAGAAGGAGGAGGAAGAAUCGCGGCAGUAGAUCUCAAGAGAGAGGAAAAGGAAGAUCUCAGUCCCGCUCUAACUCGAGUGAUGGAAACAGUGACAGAGAAAGGAGGAGAAGAAGAAAAAGUCCUGAUAGAGGAAGUCCGUUCAGAGACAGACAUACAAGGGAGUGGGGCAAAGAGCGAUGGAAGAGCAGCAGGGACCAAGAAAGAAGACAAGACCAGGACAAAAGCUGGGAGAGGAAGAAGAGAAGUAAAGAGAGGGAGCGAGGGAGAAACAGGAGAAGCAAUGAAAGGGAUGAUGGAAACAGAGGGAGGCGGAGCUUCAGUUCAUCUGAGUCAUCGGAGAGUUCAGGAUCAGAAUAUGAGAGCCGUGCAAUCAAAGAGAAAGAGGAUAAGAAAAAGCAGAGGGAGAUGAUGAAGGCUCUUGAGACACCAGAAGAAAAGAGAGCCAGGAGGCUGGCCAAGAAAGAAACAAAAGAGAAGAAAAGGAGAGAAAAGAUGGGUUGGAGUGAGGAAUACAUGGGAUACACUAAUGCAGACAAUCCCUUUGGUGACAACAACCUGUUAGGCACAUUCAAAUGGCAAAAGGCGUUGGAUAAGAAAGGCAUCGGCCAUCUCGGUGAAAAGGAUCUUAAAGAAAGGAACAAAUGCAUUCAAGAAGAGAACCGCAGAGAACUCCAGAAGGUGAAACAGUUGCGAUUAGAGCGGGAGCGAGAGAAAGCGAUGAGGGAGACGGAGCUGGAAAUGCUGCAGAGAGAGAAAGAGGCAGAACAUUUCAAAACCUGGGCUGAACAGGAGGACAACUUCCACCUGCAACAAGCCAAACUGAGGUCCAAGAUAAGAAUUCGUGAUGGGCGUGCAAAGCCCAUCGACCUUCUGGCAAAGUACAUCAGUGCAGAGGAUGAUGAUCUGGCUGUGGAGAUGCAUGAACCUUACACGUUCCUCAAUGGGUUGACUGUCACAGACAUGGACGAUCUUCUAGAGGACAUUAAGGUGUACAUGGAGCUUGAGCAAGGUAAGAAUGUGGACUUCUGGAGAGAUAUGACGACCAUCACUGAGGAUGAGAUCAGCAAACUGAGGAAACUAGAAACUACGGGGAAAGGACCAGUUGAUCGUCGUGAAGGCAUCAACACGGCCGUCAGCACUGACGUCCAGACUGUGUUCAAAGGAAAAACCUACAGUCAGCUGCAAGCCCUGCACCUCAACAUUGAGACAAAGAUUCGGGCCGGAGGAUCCAAUCUUGAUAUCGGUUACUGGGAGAGUCUGUUGCAACAAGUGCGCGUCUACUUGGCCAGAGCCAGGUUGAGGGAGCGACAUCAGGAUGUGCUGCGUCAGAAGCUGUUUAAGCUGAAACAGGAGCAGGGAGUGGAAAGUGAACCUUUAUUCCCCAUCAUCAAAGAGGAGCUGAGGAGUGACGAUGAUGAGGAGAGAACAAGGGAGCGCACAGCAGAAGACGGCGGCCCGUCUGCGUCUUCCUCCAGAAGUAAAAACAGAGAAGCGGCGGAGGAGGAAGAGGAGGCUCGUCCAUCUACAUCCGCAGCAGGAAGUCAGGAUGAGGAUGGAGAGAAGAGUAAAGGGAAGGAUGAAGAGGGGAAGGAGGAGGCGGUGGAGGCCGUGCUGACAGAGGAGGACCUGAUCCAACAGAGCCAGGCAGAUUACGACUCCGGUCGCUACAGUCCCACGCUGCUCACGUCCUCGGAGCUGCCGCUGGACAGUCACACCAUCACCCCAGAGGAAGACGUGCACAGGCUGCAGUUGGCCCGCAGGCAGCUCCAAGUCACCGGCGACGCUAACGAGAGCGCCGAGGACGCCUUUGUACGUCGAGCCAAGGAAGGCAUGGGCAACGACGAGGCUCAGUUCAGCGUGGAGAUCCCAGUCUCGGGGAAAAUGUACCUGUGGGCCGACAAGUACCGUCCCAGGAAGCCCCGCUUCUUCAACAGGGUGCACACGGGCUUCGAGUGGAACAAGUACAACCAGACGCACUACGACUUCGACAACCCCCCGCCCAAGAUCGUCCAGGGCUACAAGUUUAACAUCUUCUACCCCGACCUGAUCAACAAGCGCUCCACACCGCAGUACUUCCUGGAGCCCUGUCCUGACAACAAGGACUUUGGGAUUUUAAGGUUCCACGCGGGCCCGCCGUACGAGGACAUCGCGUUUAAGAUCGUGAACAGGGAGUGGGAGUACUCGCACCGACACGGGUUCCGCUGUCAGUUUGCCAACGGGAUCUUUCAGCUCUGGUUCCACUUCAAGAGAUAUCGCUACAGGAGAUGAGGAGACCUGUACGGAUCAACUCCUCAGGGACUGGACUCUACACAUGUACAUUGCAUCAUUUCGGCUCUGUAAUGUCCGUUGUGUUUUAAGCUGCGCUCAAAAGAGUUUCUGGCUACAAUCACAACUGUUGUCUGAAAAGAUCAAUUGGAGCUAUAGUCUGCUGAUUACACAUUAAAGUUUUUUAAGCUCUUCGCUCGCUGAUUGGUGGUUUUCUGUUGUAGUUACACGUGUAUGAUGUCAUUUUACACAAAAAGUGGAAACACUUCCAGUAUUUUCAGGUUUUG